GUGAUGGCAAUCCCAAGGAAAGCAGUCCUUUCAUCAACAGCACCGACACAGAGAAGGGAAAAGAGUACGAUGGCAAGAACAUGGCCCUGUUUGAGGAGGAGAUGGACACCAGCCCCAUGGUGUCCUCUCUGCUCAGUGGGCUGGCCAACUAUACCAACCUGCCCCAGGGAAGUAGAGAGCACGAAGAGGCAGAGAACAAUGAGGGUGGAAAAAAGAAGCCGGUGCAGGCCCCACGCAUGGGUACUUUCAUGGGUGUGUACCUCCCGUGCCUGCAGAAUAUCUUUGGCGUCAUCCUCUUCCUGCGGCUCACUUGGGUGGUGGGCAUUGCAGGCAUCAUGGAAUCCUUCUGUAUGGUCUUCAUCUGCUGCUCCUGUACAAUGCUCACAGCCAUUUCCAUGAGCGCGAUUGCAACCAAUGGUGUUGUGCCUGCUGGUGGCUCCUACUACAUGAUUUCCAGGUCUCUGGGCCCAGAGUUUGGGGGUGCCGUGGGCCUCUGCUUCUACCUGGGCACUACCUUUGCUGGGGCUAUGUACAUCCUGGGCACCAUCGAGAUCCUGCUGGCUUAUCUCUUCCCAGCCAUGGCCAUCUUCAAGGCAGAAGAUGCCAGUGGGGAGGCAGCGGCCAUGUUGAACAAUAUGCGGGUAUACGGCACCUGUGUGCUUACCUGCAUGGCCACCGUUGUCUUUGUGGGUGUCAAGUACGUCAACAAGUUUGCCCUGGUUUUCCUGGGUUGUGUCAUCCUCUCCAUCCUGGCCAUCUAUGCAGGGGUCAUCAAGUCUGCCUUCGACCCACCCAACUUCCCGAUCUGUCUCUUGGGGAACCGCACGCUGUCUCGCCAUGGCUUUGAUGUCUGUGCCAAGCUGGCUUGGGAAGGAAAUGAGACAGUGACCACACAGCUCUGGGGCCUUUUCUGUUCCUCUCGCUUCCUCAACGCCACCUGUGAUGAGUACUUCACCAGAAACAAUGUCACAGAGAUCCAAGGCAUUCCUGGUGCAGCCAGUGGCCUCAUUAAAGAGAACCUGUGGAGUUCCUACCUGACCAAGGGGGUGAUCGUGGAGAGGCGUGGCAUGCCCUCAGUGGGCCUGACGGACGGCACCCCCGUGGACAUGGACCACCCCUAUGUCUUCAGUGACAUGACCUCUUACUUCACACUGCUUGUUGGCAUCUACUUCCCGUCAGUCACAGGAAUCAUGGCUGGCUCAAACCGGUCUGGAGACCUGCGGGACGCCCAGAAGUCCAUCCCUACUGGAACCAUUCUGGCCAUUGCCACCACUUCUGCUGUCUACAUCAGCUCUGUUGUUCUAUUCGGGGCCUGCAUUGAGGGGGUCGUCCUGCGGGACAAGUUUGGGGAAGCUGUGAAUGGCAACCUGGUGGUGGGCACCUUGGCCUGGCCUUCUCCUUGGGUCAUUGUCAUCGGCUCUUUCUUCUCUACCUGUGGGGCUGGACUACAGAGCCUCACAGGGGCCCCACGCCUGCUCCAGGCCAUCUCCAGGGAUGGCAUAGUGCCCUUCUUACAGGUCUUUGGCCAUGGCAAAGCCAAUGGAGAGCCAACCUGGGCCCUGCUGCUGACUGCCUGCAUCUGUGAGAUUGGCAUCCUCAUCGCCUCCCUGGACGAGGUCGCCCCCAUCCUUUCCAUGUUCUUCCUCAUGUGCUACAUGUUUGUGAACUUGGCGUGUGCGGUGCAGACGCUGCUGAGGACGCCCAACUGGAGGCCACGCUUUCGAUAUUACCACUGGACUCUCUCCUUCCUGGGCAUGAGCCUCUGCCUGGCCCUCAUGUUCAUUUGCUCCUGGUAUUACGCACUGGUAGCCAUGCUCAUCGCCGGGCUCAUCUAUAAGUACAUCGAGUACCGGGGGGCAGAGAAGGAGUGGGGCGAUGGGAUCCGGGGCCUGUCUCUCAGUGCUGCUCGCUAUGCUCUCUUGCGUCUGGAGGAAGGACCUCCGCACACCAAGAACUGGAGGCCCCAGCUCCUGGUGCUGGUGCGUGUGGACCAGGACCAAAACGUAGUACAUCCCCAGCUGCUCUCCUUGACCUCCCAGCUCAAAGCAGGGAAGGGCCUGACCAUCGUGGGCUCUGUCCUCGAGGGCACCUUUCUGGACAACCACCCUCAGGCUCAGCGGGCAGAGGAGUCUAUACGGCGCCUGAUGGAGGCUGAGAAGGUGAAGGGCUUCUGCCAAGUGGUGAUCUCCUCUAACCUUCGUGAUGGUGUGUCCCACCUGAUCCAGUCUGGGGGCCUUGGUGGGCUGCAACACAACACUGUGCUGGUGGGCUGGCCUCGCAACUGGAGGCAGAAGGAGGAUCACCAGACAUGGAGGAACUUCAUCGAACUGGUCCGGGAAACCACAGCUGGCCACCUGGCCCUGCUAGUCACCAAGAAUGUUUCCAUGUUUCCUGGGAACCCCGAGCGCUUCUCCGAGGGCAGCAUUGAUGUGUGGUGGAUUGUGCAUGAUGGGGGCAUGCUCAUGCUGCUGCCCUUCCUGCUGCGUCAUCACAAGGUCUGGAGGAAAUGUAAGAUGCGGAUCUUCACUGUGGCCCAGAUGGACGACAACAGCAUCCAGAUGAAGAAAGACCUGACUACGUUUCUGUACCAUUUACGCAUUACUGCAGAGGUGGAGGUGGUGGAGAUGCAUGAGAGUGAUAUCUCGGCAUACACCUAUGAGAAGACGUUGGUGAUGGAGCAACGCUCUCAGAUCCUCAAACAAAUGCACCUAACCAAGAAUGAGCGGGAGCGGGAGAUCCAGAGCAUCACAGAUGAGUCUCGGGGCUCCAUUCGGAGGAAGAAUCCAGCCAACACUCGGCUCCGCCUCAAUGUUCCUGAAGAGACAGCUGGUGACGGUGAGGAGAAGCCAGAAGAGGAGGUGCAGCUGAUCCACGACCAGAAUGCCCCCAGCUGCCCCAGCAGCUCGCCAUCUCCAGGGGAGGAGCCUGAGGGGGAGGGGGAGACAGACCCAGAGAAGGUGCAUCUUACCUGGACCAAGGACAAGUCAGCGGCAGAGAAGAACAAAGGCCCCAGUCCUGUCUCCUCCGAGGGCAUCAAGGACUUCUUCAGCAUGAAGCCGAACCAGUCCAACGUGAGGCGCAUGCACACGGCCGUGCGGCUGAACGAGGUCAUCGUGAAUAAAUCCCGGGAUGCCAAGUUGGUUUUGCUCAACAUGCCUGGGCCUCCCCGCAACCGCAAUGGUGAUGAAAACUACAUGGAGUUCCUGGAGGUGCUCACUGAGCAACUGGACCGGGUGAUGCUGGUCCGCGGUGGCGGCCGCGAGGUCAUCGCACCGGCCGGCCGCGCUAUACAUAGUGUACAGGAGACAUCGCGUGUAUUUUUAAUGUCCCCAUAUUUCUGUAACUAGAAGCGCAACGGACUCCUCACCACGGCCGCGCUCUCCCCGCUGUGGGCACCCAGGGAGGCGGAAGCCCCGGGAGCCAGGUUUCCGUGCGCCCGCCCGAGCCGAGCCGAGAGCCAAGCGCUUUAAGGCCUGCGCUCUCCCUCCCUUCCCUGUCCACACCCUGGGCCUCCCUCUCUUCCUUCCAGUUCUUGGCAAACACAGGUGAGACGGCGGCGGCCAGCUUCGGUGGAUGCGAGCUUUCUGGCGGCCAGGAGAGCGAGGGGUCCAUCCUCCAAGGGGAGAAACCGAGGCCCGCACCUACCGAGCAAGCCCCGCCCGGUGCCUUCGCGGAGGAGCUUGCCGCCUGCUCCCCAUAUCCCGUGGCUCCUCGCCAAAGACUGAAUUUGUGGAGCUGGAGGGCGGCACCCCCUCCCCAGUUUCCUCCCUGAGACAGGCGAGAGUCGUGGGGCCAAUGCCAGUCUAGAGGCCCGGGCAGCCUCUGAUGUUCCCUCCCUUGGUCCCCCAUCUGCAGGUCCUGCCUGGGGACCCAGCUGCCUACUGAGUGCUCUGAAGAUGGGCCUUGCUGCCUAGUAGCAGGUCCUUAGAGCUACGUCUCCCAGACACCAGGUCCUGGAGCAGGGCUGGAGUCACGUGGGCUCUGUUGUUCCUGGCGCUUUUCUGCCCUCUUCUGACUUGGACCCAAGGCCUUUGGCUUCCCUAACUCGUCCUUGGCGCUUCCGCUCCACCAGCCCCACCUGUGGGGAGGUGCCCUCAGUCCUUAGAAAGGCGUUUGGCCGGUUCCCUUCCCCUAGGGCACGUUACUAAGGGGACAGGCACUGCAUGCUCCUUUAAGCGCCCUCUGGGACUGGGUACAGUGCCACCAGCCCCAGGGCCCUGGCCUGCGCACCUAGUUAGACAUCCUGCCCACUCCAAGGCCGGGGCCACUAGCUGACCUCACCACCUCCUUUCCCAUGAGCCCAAGCAGAAAGCUGCAGCUGAUGCCAUCUAGACAGGGUCAGGUGUGGCCUGUGGCAGGGCUGGAAGUUCGCUGCUCGGCUGCUGGGCCCAUGGCCCCUCUGCGGUUUGAUGGGGACUGGAUAUUCUUCCAGGCAGUAUCCAAAAAGUUGGAAGUGUAGGACCCAGGACCUGUCAUCCUUCAAGACUGCCCUCCCUUGCCGUGGUCUUGCCUUUUGGGGCAAGAGAGGGGCUGCGCAGAAGAGGCUUUAUCAACAUCAGUUAGGGAACCAAAGUUGCACUACCUGGGCCCAGACUCUGGUUGGCAAGAGCAAAGUUUCCGUUGAUGAAAACAAACAUCCCACAACAAAACCCCAAGUUUUCUGUGCUCCAUGUGCAAUAUUUGUUAUGAACCUUGUGUCGUUCAAGUCACCUUUAUAAUCUUGUAGCUAGAUGUUCCAUGUCCAUCCAGGUGACUUUUACUCUGAGUGCAAUAUUUCAAUAGCCUGGUAGUAAGAAGGAGUGUUGCUUUUGUUUCAGCCGACCUAUGUGCAGGGCAAUGCAAUGCAAGUCCAAAACCCUUGUAAAUAGGAGAGGUUGCAAGCCAAAUCAAGAGUAUUUAUCGUUAUUACUAUUAUUAUUAGGCCUGCCUUUAAUUUUAGUGUUUUGGUAUUUCGCAUCCUGCCUCGGUAUUGAUCUUGUGUUCUUUGUGCCAAUAUGCAAAGGAGAGGGUCGGUCUUUCCUUUAUUGUUGAAUGCUCCCAUUUAAUGCUUUAAGGCUUUUACUGUGUUAAUUUUUUAGAUACCUGUCUGCACACAAUGCAAUAAAAAUAAUUUUAUUACACCCUU
Messenger RNA from Cricetulus griseus (Chinese hamster), 5125 nucleotides. Lineage: Eukaryota; Metazoa; Chordata; Mammalia; Rodentia; Cricetidae. The record is from RefSeq and is a predicted model, not a curated record.